Messenger RNA from Setaria italica (foxtail millet), 1737 nucleotides. RefSeq names its product trihelix transcription factor ASR3. NCBI's taxonomy places the organism in Eukaryota, Viridiplantae, Streptophyta, Magnoliopsida, Poales, Poaceae. The coding region runs from base 510 to 1493 and encodes 327 amino acids. The record is from RefSeq and is a predicted model, not a curated record. The transcript has 3 exons.
AAAAAGGCAUGAGAUCACAACAGUACCCACUCACUGUUCCUCUCCCUAUUGCUGAGAAAUCGAGACGGUAGGUUAGCUAGCCCCCCAACACCUACCCUACCCCUGUUGCUGUUGGAGCCCCCACUUGCUAAUUCUUCUCUCUAAUCUCCGAGCCCCCUCCUCUCCUAAUCACUCACACCCAGUGCCUUUUCCUUGGUCCACUUCAAAAACAACCCCCAACCCCAACCCCCAACACCCCCCCACCCCCAAGCGUUUCCUCGAUAGUCUUUGGGAUGAGAUCAGAGAGCAGAGAGGAGCCACCACUAACCCUUAAUCAAAGCCCUUAACCCUGAUUAGCCCACUCCUAAUCAAGUCCACUCCCUCCUAAUCCCCAGCUUUGGAGUCGAGGGACAACCGGACAAGCGCCCUUGUCUUCCCUCCCUGCUGCCCUGCGUCCCUGUUGCUUGCUGCACCGGUUCUUGGCGGGCGGCGGGCCAAGGAGAGCUCGCCGUGGGCCGGCCGGGGCGACCAUGUCGAGCGCCGGCGAGGCUAGAGGCGUGGGGACCGGGCGCGGGUCGCGGCUGCCGCGGUGGACGCGGCAGGAGAUCCUGGUGCUCAUCGAGGGGAAGCGGGUGGUGGAGAGGAGCGGGCGCGGGCGCGGCCGGGGCCGGGCCAGGGGAGGAGGCGGCGAGGGCGCGGAGCCAACCAAGUGGGCGGCGGUGGCGGAGUACUGCCGGCGCCACGGCGUGGACCGCGGACCCGUGCAGUGCCGCAAGCGCUGGAGCAACCUCGCCGGCGACUACAAGAAGAUCAGGGAGUGGGAGCGCGGCGGCUUCGCGGCCAGGAAGGAGGCCUCGUUCUGGGCCAUGCGCAACGACGCGCGCCGGGAGAGGAGGCUCCCGGGGUUCUUCGACCGCGAGGUGUACGACAUCCUCGAGGGGCGCGCCCCUGGUAAUGCGGCGGCGGCCGCGGUGGCGCGCCCCGUGGCGGUGGACGUGGAGAGCAAGGAGGAUGUGGCGGCGGCGCUCGACGGUGGUGCCCGCGGGGCCGAGGGGGCCGGGCUGUUCUCGUCGUCUGAGGAUGAGGAUGAUCAAGAAGACGAUGCGGCCACGCCGAGCCCCACGCCGAUGGCGACGCCGGCGCUGGCGCCGGCGCCGGUGGCCUUGCCCAUCUCCGAGAAGACGACUGAUGCGUCCAGGCAAGAGAGCUCCGAGCAAGCAGGCACAUCGAAAAGAAAGCAGCUGGAGCAAAUUACUGAGGACUCACCAGCGCAGUGUGGGCAGAAGAGGCAGCGCAGCGACGACAACGCCUCUGGACGAGCCACCACCACCGACCUGCAGGGGCGGCUGGUCGAGAUCCUAGACCGGAGCAGCCAGAUGGUGGCGGCGCAGCUGGAGGCGCAGAACAUCAACAGCCGACUGGACAGGGAGCAGAGGAAGGACCAGGUGAGCAGCCUGCUUGGUGUGCUCGGCAAGGUGGCUGAUGCCCUCUUCAGAAUUGCUGAUAAGCUGUAGCCACCAUCAUGUGUCUUGAACACCGUAAAUAAAACGCUGCAAGAAUGUACAGAUUUAUACAGGUUCUUGGCGUCCAGCUGUUCUUGUGGGUUGGUUCUGAAAUUGGUCAGAAACCUCAAAUGGGAUGCCCUAUUUUUUAGCCCAUGGGAUGUGUAUCUGUAUGCCCCCAUGGCCCCAAAACUGUAUAUUCUGCUGACUCUGGAUCCUGCAGAGGAAUUGAAGUGCAUAUCUGAUACACUGUCUA